UACUAAUUGUCAUCUCUGUUGUUUUGUAGGCUGCAAUAAUCCUAGCAAUAGCUAUCCUUGACAAGACAAGCUUCCGGAAACACAAUGAGGACAUGCAGAAGGACUCAGCACCACUUGAUAUCCCACAUUUGGCCUCUGCAAUAAUGAGACAUGUUGCGCAGCUUGUUUCAAAUGCCCAUGCUGUCACACAAAUCACAACUGAUUCCAAAAGUGCAGGCAGUAUGAUCCAGCAUGUGGUUCAAGCUAGAAUUGCUUCUGCCAUUUACCCAACUGCAAGCCUCAUGAAUCACUCAUGUAAACCCAACAUCAUAAACAGUUUCUACAAGGAUAAGCUGGUUAUUCGCACAAUUGAAGACGUUUAGAAUGGCAGCCAGAUAACCAACUGCUAUGGUCCACAUUACUGUCGACAAACGCGCGAAGAGAGACAGCAGUCCUUGAAACAGCAGUACUUCUUUAAGUGUAGGUGUGAGCCAUGUGUCAACCCAGAGUAUAUAC
Molecule: messenger RNA, 495 nt
Organism: Penaeus monodon (black tiger shrimp)
Lineage: Eukaryota; Metazoa; Arthropoda; Malacostraca; Decapoda; Penaeidae
Product: SET and MYND domain-containing protein 4-like
Exons: 4
Coding region: 93-362 (89 amino acids)
Source: RefSeq, a predicted model, not a curated record